AGCAUCAAAAAGUCAAGUGCAAGUGGCAAUUUUUCUACCUGACGUUGGCUAAUGCACAAACCGUGCCAAAGCCAAAAAUAAAAAGAAGAAGAAGAAGAAGUGGCAAUUUCAAGCGUUUGACAUUUGAAAUGACAACGAUGAAAAUGUUUUUAUUGAAAUCUUAAUUUACUUAAACUUACUACCCAAUUCAGUUACAAUCCAAGACCAUUCCUCCUUAUACGUUAAGUUAGUAGUUAACCUUAGUUGAUUUUACUUAUAUAGUGAAUUAGAUCUAAAAGUAUUGUAAGACAUGAUUUAACUAUAUUUUGGAUAUAAUUAUGUCGUCAUAUGAUUUACCCAUUAUUUUAGUAAGCGCAACGGACAAUAUUACAGCGACAAAAGUUAUUUCAGAAUUAAUAGACAAUGAUGUAGAAGAUAACAAGUACAAAGAGGCGGGUUGGCGUGUCUGGCGGCUUGAGAACAAGUACUACGAGGUGUGCGUGCGGCUGCAGGCGUUACCAGAUGAUGAAGCGCUCACUCCGACACUGCCGCGUGCUGAUGCACAUCUCAUCUAUCUCACAGAGACUGAGGGCGCGGACGUGGCGGAGGAGAGACGCGCGCGCGCCGGCCCCCUGCUGCGGCGCGGCGCCGUGCGCCUCGUCCUGCUCGACGCCCUCGCCCCCACAGGGGCGCUGACGUCGUGGGCGACCUCCGUGCGCUACGAGCCGGUGGGUCUGUGGGGAUGA
Molecule: messenger RNA, 725 nt
Organism: Papilio machaon (common yellow swallowtail)
Lineage: Eukaryota; Metazoa; Arthropoda; Insecta; Lepidoptera; Papilionidae
Exons: 5
Coding region: 318-725 (135 amino acids)
Source: RefSeq, a predicted model, not a curated record